AUGUGGGCUGGUGACCAGAGUUACGGACAUUACAUGAUCGGCUACUACACCUACCAGGAGCUCGCAAAAGACCUGGUGUCGUACACUGACGUGGAUCCCGCCCACGCCAAAGGGCAGAGCUACAUGGAUGCUGGCGAGGUCUACUUCAAGGAGGGCACAGAAGUCGCGACCAGCGAGAUGGUGUCCUUCACCAGCCGCACAAACUUUUGUGCUGCACCCAUCAUCGGCGCCGCGGCCCUGGCCGGUGGGGUUGCCUCCAAGCAUGGGGCGCUGGCUGAGGACCAGUGGGAGAUCAUGAAGCUUUCGGGCUCCUCCGCGUCAAAGAGCUCCUCUGCGCCCUCGCCGAUCCCGUCUGCAAACCCGUGCCAGCGGAUUUCAGAGCUUCCGCUCCGCCCGCUUUGGAGCAACAGCACCUUAGCAGCUGCACCCACUGGGGGCCUGGUGCAUGUGCACAGCGCAAUGGACGAGCAGGUUUUCCAGGACCUGGAGGUGGGAGGCUUCCGCUUCCCCGGCUGCAAGGUGGUUGGAAAACAGCGCCUCGGCGUCCAUGGCCGCAGCCAUUGCAGAUACUACGGCCUUCAGGUCUGUGCCGCUGUCCUGUAUCUGCCUGAAGGUGCUGAUCAAGCCCUUACAGGAAAAGACGUCAUGGAUUCCAACGUCCUGAAGACGCUGGAGCUACGCUACUGCAGACACUUUCCCGGAGACCAGUUUCGUUUUGUGACCCGUUGGGCUUUGUCCAGAAACGGCUUCUUGCCUGACGAGGCCGUGGAGGCCGGACUGAAACACUUCAACCCCCUGUACAGAGAUGUUCAGCCUGGGGACUGCUAUACACUCACCUAUGAUCCGCACACUCCGGCAGGCCGGGUCACCUUGCAACUCAACGGUGUGGAGCUUGGCAGCGUUGAGGGGCGUCGUUUCUCGGAGGCCUUGUUUUCCGUGUGGUUUGGCCAGCGGCCAUUCAUGGAUCACUUGAAGCAGGAAUUGCUUCAGCGCCAAUGA
Symbiodinium sp. CCMP2592 is the source of this 999-nucleotide messenger RNA. The record is from the annotation of a GenBank genome assembly. Lineage: Eukaryota; Dinophyceae; Suessiales; Symbiodiniaceae.